ACAAAGCCUACAGUCUUUCUUCCUUAAACGCCCUAAUUUCCUUCUUUUUACUUAAUCUUUGCGUAUUCCAGAAAUCCCUUCAAUGUUCAUGCCGUGUAAUCCGUCUCCAUGAAUGUAUUUUAAAAUUGGGUUUGAUUUGUCUUCAGGAAAAUAGUCUCUCUAGGGUUCUUGUUUUGAUCCGGGGUUUUGCUCUUUUCUUUUUGUUUAAAUUGAAUGGCGAACGGUACGGAGUCAGGGGAUUUCUUGGUGCUAUCUCAGGUAAGGGCGGGUCUGAAGCGUGAAUUCGAGUUUGCUUUGAAGGUUCAAGCUGAGAUCUGUGGGUCUUUGGGUCGAACUCGUUCUGGGAAGUCCCAGAGUGGAGGACAGGUGUGGAGCACGGGUACCAGGAGCAACAAGAAAUUGAAGAAUGAAGUCAAGGAUGGGAAAGGGAUGACUGAUUUGGAGAAAUCUGUGAGGGUUUUGGAGGAAUCUGUUGAUUUGAUGAGUGAAGAAGAGGCGAAAAGCGAUGUGGAAGAUCCAAAGAGAGAGGUGGUUGGUUGUGAAGAAGAGAAGACGAAGAGGGUCGGUUUGGAAAAGGAUGAGGAAGUUAAAGAUGGGGUUAUUGAAACAAUGUCCAAAGAUGAGGUUGUCAAGGAAGGGAAGGAUAAAAGUGAACCCGAAAUGGCUGUAAUGGACUUGCUAGAAGAAAAACACGAGGAAGAGAAGAUGGAUGGAGAGAAAGAAAGUGAACUGGAAAAUGCAAUCAAGAAAGUUGAAGAAGAAAAGUCAAAGGAGGUUUUGGUGAUAGAAAGUGAACCAUGCAAAGGGAAUUUAGGGGUGCCGGUUUUGAUUAGUAAGAUAGAGGAAGUGGUGAAGGGCGAGAAGCCUGUAAGGAGGUUUACUCGUUCCUUGUUGAAAGCGUCGGAGGAGACAGUGAAGGAAACUGCUGCAACAGAUGCUGUUGUUGUCAAUGUGAGUGAUGCCAGAAGUGGUGAUGGUGAUAUCAAAGUUGGGGCUGUGGAGUCUCCAAUGACGCAGGAAACAAUUGUCUCAACCAAGCUUGUAAGAGAUUUCCCGACAGAGAUAGAAGAUCUUUUGGAUUCAGGUUUGCUCAAGGGACUAAACGUGAGGUAUGCUCGAAGCUCGAAGGUUACAAGAGCUUCAGGGAGUAAUGGGCUUCGAGGAAUAAUCAAAGGCUUUGGGAUAUUGUGUUUUUGCAAUGCAUGCAAGGGGGCUAAAGUUAUUACCCCUACCUUAUUUGAGGUUCAUGCGGGUAGCUUGAACAAGCCUGCAGAAGAGUAUAUUUACCUGGAGAAUGGGAAAACCCUCCGUGAUGUAAUGAUGGCGUGCAGAGGGAGUUCAUUGAGCAUGUUGGAGGACACCGUGAUAAUGGUGAUCGGUCCUUCCAUGAAGAAACCCCGCUUUUGUUUGAACUGCAAAGAGUCUAUUACUAGAGCUGAUUCCGGGAAAUCUAUGGUACUAUGUAAUUCAUGUCUGGAUAUGAAAGAGUCUGAAGACAGCUCAACUGUAGUGGCUGAUGCAACCAAGGUGGCUGAUGCUAGUGAUAGAUCACCCAAGCCAACUGUGGUUCCAAAGUCUCCUAUGAGUGCUUCAAAAUGCAGUUCGUCACAAGCUAAAAGUCAGGGAAGAGUAACUAGAAAGGAUCUGAGGAUGCAUAAAUUGGUAUUUGAGGAAGAUGGGUUGCCAGAUGGAACUGAACUAGGGUAUUUUGUUCGAGGACAGAAAUUGCUUGUUGGUUAUAAAAGGGGAUUUGGAAUAUUAUGCACUUGCUGCAAUUCAGAGAUAAGCCCCUCACAGUUUGAAUCCCAUGCUGGUUUUGCAAGUCGUCGCAAGCCUUUUCAAAAUAUUUACACAUCAAAUGGGGUCUCUCUCCAUGAAUUGUCGAUAUCCCUAUCAAAAAGUCGGAAGUUCUCUACAUAUGAGAAUGAUGAUCUAUGUAGCAUAUGUUUGGAUGGAGGGGGUCUAUUGUGUUGUGAGACAUGUCCGAGGGCUUUUCACAUAGAGUGUAUAUCCCUACCACGCAUUCCAACUGGUACUUGGCACUGUAGGUAUUGCCAGAAUACCUUCGAAAAGGAAAAGUUUGUGCAACAUAAUGCCAAUGCGGUUGCUGCUGGAAGAGUUGCUGGAAUUGAUCCAAUAGAACAGAUAACAAAGAGAUGUAUUCGUAUUAUCAAAACUCCAGAGGCAGAAGUUCCCAGUGUGUGUGUGCUAUGCAGAGGUCAUGCUUUUAGCAAGUCAGGGUUUGGUCCUCGUACUGUUAUACUUUGUGAUCAGUGUGAGAGAGAGUAUCAUGUGGGUUGUCUGAGGGAUCAUAACAUGGAUGAUCUUAAGGAGUUACCGAAAGGAGAUUGGUUUUGUUGUGCGGACUGCAAUAGAAUUCAUACUGCUUUACAGAAAUUGAUAGUUCGUGGAGAAGAGAAGCUUCCUGAUUCAUCUCUGCAUGUUGUGAGGAAGAAGCAUGCAGAAGGUGGUUUGGAGAGCAAGGCCAAACUUGAUAUAAGAUGGAGGGUUCUUAGUGGGAAAAUGCCUUCUGAUGACACUAGAGUAACACUUUCAAAGGCUGUCACGAUCUUCCAUGAGCGCUUUGAUCCUAUAAGUGACUCUGGAUCGAGUAAAGGGGAUCUCAUCCCAUCAAUGGUUUAUGGGAGAACUUUCAAGGGACAAGAUUUUGGCGGCAUGUAUUGUGCAAUAUUAACUGUCAAUCAAGUGGUUGUGUCAGCUGGUAUUUUCCGGAUUUUCGGGCAUGAAGUGGCUGAAAUUCCCUUGGUUGCAACUAGUACUGAAAGUCAAGGACAGGGUUAUUUCCACUGCCUUUUCAAUUGCAUCGAGAAGCUGCUCGGGUUCCUAAAAGUGAAAAUGCUUCUGCUCCCUGCAGCUGAUGAGGCGGAAUCCAUUUGGACAAAGAAGUUCAGAUUUGGCAAGAUAACCCAGGAAGAGAUAAACAAGUAUAAAAGGGACUACCAAAUGAUGAUCUUCCAGGGUACAUCAGUACUUCAGAAGCCAGUCCCGGCUAUUCGAUUAAUCGGUAAAUCACAAGAUUGACACUAUUAACUGUUAUUGUUACAUUUGAGUGUUGCUGAAACUGGGGAGUCAGCAGCAAGUUUUUCCUCCUAAGAAUGUACAACAAAGGUUUGCUUUUAAAUACCUUCCUUUUUGGUACGUGAAAAAGAUGGAGAAAGUCGAUACAUUCUCUCUCUUUCUGGGUUUGCAGCACUGAAAUGAGGGCGAGGGGGAAAGUCUGUUGACCAAAGAUAUAGGAAAAUUAGGGGCGGAAGUGAAUUAUCUAAUUCGA
This is a messenger RNA of Hibiscus syriacus, 3292 nucleotides long. RefSeq lists its product as uncharacterized. The record is from RefSeq and is a predicted model, not a curated record. NCBI's taxonomy places the organism in Eukaryota, Viridiplantae, Streptophyta, Magnoliopsida, Malvales, Malvaceae. Bases 214 to 3042 code for a protein of 942 amino acids. The transcript is spliced from 19 exons.